AUUGUAUAAGGUUAUCUUUGAAAAAUAGCAUUAUUUGUUUAUAAUGUGUUGACCAAAGCUAAAUAAAUAAAAUUGAUUAGUUGUGUGAUUUUACGGGUUUUUUCAUGUAAAUGUUUUAUUUCUAAUGAUAAUGGAUUUACUAAAAAAAGAACUUAGUCAGUACCAGACUCAGUUGUCCCAAAUCGAACUAGCUGUAGCAGCCUCUAGCCCAGGACCGGAUCGAGAUAAUCUCGUCUCUCUUCAAGCAGAUAUUCAAGAGUUAAUAAAAUUGACAAACGAAAAUGUUACAUCCUUACAGCAGCAGCAAAAUUUUUCUUCUCCAUCCCAUUCAGCGAAAAAAACAAAAAUAGAGAACGAUCCAUUUGCUGAAGAGUAUGCUCUAUUUAAGGCAGAGCUUGAAAAGGUAGAAGCUUCCAAUGACCACUCACCUCCAAAUGAAAGUGUAGUGCCGGCUGGAACUUCAGACAGUCUGAACUUUGCAGAGGUGCAGAAGGAGCUGGAAUCGCUACAGGGCACUAAGUGCCAGGCGCCUCACUGCAACCAGUACGGGGACCAGAGCUAUCACAAUGCCCUCGUGUUCUGCAUUGAGCCAGCAGAAAAUGUCACUAGCAUGGAGCAGAUACAAGUGCGAGUCAUGUUCACAAACCCCACCCAUAGGGACAUGUUGCCCUGCCCGUACUACUUGGGAGGGGAGUGCCGCUUCUCCAGCGACAAGUGCCGCUUCUCGCACGGCGAGCUGGUCCACUUCUCCAGCCUCAGAGAGUACAGGGAGCCUGACUUCUCACUGGUGCGGUCGAAUGUGCGAGUGCUGGUGAAGUGCGAGGACCAGCUGUGGCACACGGCCGUCGUGCUGGAAGUCGACAGGGGCAAGUGUCUCGUGAAGCUGGAGGGCAGCGGCGUGAAGACGGAGGUGGAACUGGCGAGCGUUCUGCCCCUAGGUGACUCGGCUGGGGAAAGUGUGGAAGUGAGCAGCAGCAGUAGUUCAGAUAGCAGCGACAGUGACAGCGAGACGAGAGAACUGGAAGAAAGAAAUCAGCUGGCCGUGUCUGUCAUAGAGAGAACCCUGCUGUCAUCUCCUACCACCGCCCUUGGUGACUGGGAGAAGCACACUAAGGGUAUAGGGUCGUCACUGAUGGCAAGAAUGGGCUACAUUACGGGGGCUGGUCUGGGAAAGAAUAGUGAUGGGCGAAUAGAGCCUGUGGAAGCUUUAGUUUUGCCUGCUGGAAAGUCACUAGACCACUGCAUGAACCUCAGGGAGCAGGCAGGUGGGGAUGAAGACCUGUUCAAGGUGGAGAAGAAACUGAAACGUCUGCAGAAGAAGCAGGAAGAGCAGCGGGCGAGAAUGUACGAGAGGGACAAGCAGCAACGCAAGAAUGUGUUUGACUUCCUAAACACCACCUUGAGUGGUAGAAAGGAGGGAGAUGAAGGACCUCCGGGCAAAAAGGGCAGGGGCGGCGCGGAGGACAACUUGAGGUCAGAGACCAGCCGAGGCCUCAACGUAGCCAGCCUCCGAGUGGGAGAGGACAUCCGGCGCGCGGAGCGGGAAGCGGCCAGGCUGCAGGAAUCGCUGGCGCGGCACACAGAGGGCUCCCAGGCUCACGGCCUGCUCUCAGGCCGGCUGCGCGAGAAGAGGGCGGAGCUUGCGCGGCUCAGGGCUUCUGAGCGCAGCGUCGAUCAGGAGCGCAGCCAGCGCAUCGACAGGAAGAAGAUGGCGGCCUUCUGAACGUGCACAGUGGAACCGUGGACUGAUGAAGGGCGUUAAUCGUGCACGCAAGGAUUUGUGGCCCUGCUGUUGGAAGGCUUGUUUGCAAAUAGUACUGUCAAAAUCGAGUGUCAUGGCUGGCAUGUUUUUCAGGUUAUAAAAUAUCACAACACUUUUUUUCCCCCGAGUGUACACUCGGAAAGGUUAUGAUAUUUCAUUACUAGUGCAUUUAAAUAUGUUCUGUACCAAAUUAAUACAUACUUUACAUUUAAUAAUUUAAAAAUAAUUAGUCUGUUGAAGUACUAUUUGUAAUCCAACACUAAAAACCUGGUUCCAUCAACUGAAUUUGAGAGUCCUGUUAGCAAAUCGCUAAGCCAUAGUUGGCCUCAUGUACAAAAGACAAUAGUCUGUCGAUCACUAUCAUUACAUUAUUAGUCUAUGAGUGAAACCCUCUUAUUGCACAUUUUAUCUGAUAAGGAAAAUGUAGAGAUGUUUUGGGGUUUGUAAAUAAAGUAAGCUUCUAGCCAACCCAACUUUAGGUGUACCUAUAUCAUUCUACUUCAUCUUCAUUACUUUUGUCUCUGUUGCAAGUAUGAGUCUGGAAAAAAAAAACUAACAUUUCAAUUACCACUUGAAUAAAGUUUUUUUUCCACAUGUUCUUGUACCUUAUCUUCGUUUUGUAUCCUGGCCUUUCCAAGGAUUCUCCAUUUUAGAGCCUGUAUUAUUAGUCUUCCACUCUUUCAUUGGUAUUCAUAUUUUCUGGCUUUUCAGUGAUCACAUUAUUCAGCAUUCGUUAUUUUUUCCUUCGCUAUUUAAUGGUUUUCUACAAAAUACGGUACUCAAAAUUCAUUUCAUAUGCUGUUGUGCACGUUACAAGAUCUCUCAUCUGUAAAUGAAAACUAAGCUCUUUUUUUGUUAAAAUGUUUUUAUUUACAUGAUUUGAAAGGAAGAUUUUUGUAAUUAUGAUGUACAACAACAUACAGUGUAAACUCUUUAUAACGUUACUCGAUUUAACGACAAACUCCAUAAAACGUCGAAAUUGCUUGACUUUGGUUGGUUUACCUUGUUUUCUAUACAAUAAUACACUCUAUAUAGCGUCACGCUCACUCUAUAUAACGACAACAAUACGGCAUUAUAAAUCAUUAUGCAGUACUUUCCUAAAUUGCUGAAGUUGAUAAGAACUGCAGCUGUGUAAGUUCUUUUGUUUGUUAUUUUGUUGUAUUAUCUAGCACGUGUUUACUUUGACUGACAUACCGGAGAUUCUAAGACAUUAUGUCUUUUGUAGGGAUGGGAUUUUCGAAUCUUGGAUUCGUCGAAUAUACCGAAUCCUAUGGAUUCGAGGAUCCGUAGGAUCUGAGGUGGGAUUCGAGGUGGGAUUCGAGGUGAGUUUUUAAGAGUUUUAGGUAGUAAUUGAAAAUUGUAGUGCUGGGCGAAGUUCGAAAAUUUCGAACCGAACCGAACCCUUACGUUUGGUUCGGUUCGAAACCUCUUAAAAUAUUUUCGAAAAACUGAACGUUCGUUUAAAAAAAAAUACGUUUUUAUAAUUUUCUAACCCCCAUUUGAGACCAUUCACAAAACAACACAACAAAAUUCCAUUACUUGUAAUAUUCCGACUUUAAUCGCAUAAUCGUCGCCUCAACAGUUUCAAGCGCAGACAAAAUAAAAAUAAAAAUUAUUAAUCGUCGCAUAACUCGCAUAGCAUUUUUUCAUAUAGGCGCGCUUUGUUGUUUGUUUACUUUAGAGAAUUUUGUAUGCAUUUCUCGUACUACGUAUUAUAAACUAUCGUACAAAUGCCAAAGGUAUUGUAUAUUAUACCUUUAAAUAUAGUGCGUUUACGAAAAGUGUUGUAAAAUUACCAAAGAUUGAGUAUCCCAUACGUUAAACUAAAGCGCAUGUACGAGAACUCUCGUAUUUCGGCAAAACUAACGUGAUCAAGUUAGCACAAGACAAAUGCGGUAGGAAAUGAUUACGUAAAUUACGUAUUUUUAAUUACUGGGAUGUAUUAAUUUUUUUGGCCUUUUUGGUUAUAACAGUCAGGUACUGAAAAUAUUAAUUUAAUCUUGUUUAUUAAAAGUACUGGUCCAGUAAAUUUUACAGUACGGUACUAAGUCGACUAGCGUAGUCGCGGCAGCCAUCAUUAUUUCUCGUGUUUUCUUUUUUCCGACACAAAUUUCUAUAACCACACUUCUUACGUUAAAUUUACAAUAUUAUUGUUCUUGAGGUGAUUUGCGAUGAGCAGACUUACGUCGUUUAAGUUUUCCAAAUGGAGAAAAGAUAAUGACGACCCAGAUGACCCAGAACUACCCCAAAAAAUUACUAAAGUUUCUUGUGAUGAGCAGCAUUCUUCCAAGAAAACAGUACAUCAGCGGGUUUUGUAAUGUAGAUAGGUAACUUAAUUCACAUUCUACUUUUUUUUUAAUGUCCUAUUAAAAAGUUUUACUUAUUAAAAAUGUUAGGUUAUGUCUACCACAAAAAUAUGUUAUGUGGCCUUAUGUUGAAUGUUCGUCAUCUUUAUAAUAUUAUAUAUUUUUUUUUAAAUGUAGGUUAGUGUACACUGAAAAAGGAAGAUAGUCUUUUUGAAAUUUAGAUGGAACUUCUUCAUGAAUUAAAAGUUGGUGUAUAUAUAUAUAUAAGCUAAGCUAUAUAAUGUAUUCAUUUUACAAAUGGCUGGAGAAUUUCUUUCUCACCACUCAAUUAAAGACCAAAGUGCUGGUCAUCUGUUCAUUUUAAUUAAAAACAAUUAUUUCUGUAUGAGGUUCGGUUCGGCUCGGUUCGAAACCAGAGAACUGAGGUUGUCCAGCUCUAGAAAAUUCUAUACCUAAACUAUAUUAUAAAGGUAACGAAAAUAGCACAAACAUAAGAUAAACUACGGUGCAUUUUGUCAAUUAGCAUAACUACUCAAUCAUUUCCGACCUUCAAUAAUAUAAUAUUGCAGAAAAAACGUAACUUUUUUAAAAUGGUGUCUGUUAUACAAACGUAUUUUAUUGAAAACAUAGGAAGGAUUAAUUUAACAGAGAAUUAGACAGAUGCAAACUUAAGUGUGUGGUUUUUGAGGUUAUUUGUCUCUAUUUUAUAUCAGGUGUAUACACUAUGCACUUAUUUUAUAAUUUUAUAAAUACACAUGUGAAUUUUUUUAAUACAUAGGCCUAUGUAAUUUUUUUAAAUUAAUGUGUGAUUUUUUUUAAUAACAUGUGGUGAAGUUUAGUGUGGGACUGGGAUUCGAGAUUCGAUGACAAACACAGAGGAUUCGAACAAGGAUUCGGAUUCGACCAAAAUGUGGAUUCGUCCCAUCCCUAGUCUUUUGUUUUUGUAUGAUGAACUUGCACAUGUUUACUUCGGUCACUAGACUUUUGUCAAGUUGUUACACGUUAUCAUUUUCGCAGUUGCUUACAGUUUUUCGAACUGAACACAUGACGAGUAAACGAAAAUCUUCGUGUAUUGACGAAAAAGUUUUAUUAAGCACUUGAUGCAGCGAAACUAUUAGAAAAUUACUUUUUAUAUAAUCAAGGUGAUUCGGCAGUAUCUCAAGAUAUCAGUAAAAUACCUAAUAAAAUACAAUUAAAAUACUGUAGCAGCGAAAACCAUCAGACGAAGAUAACAGACUAUAUGCAAUGAGUGUUGUUAUUUGUAUGAAAAUUAAUGUUCGUGUGUAAAAUAUGUACUAUAUUAGUAAAUACAUAUUAAUAUAGAAUAGUAAACUUAUAUCUUUUAUUUCUCUCCAUUUAACGACCACUCUCUAUAACGCAGAAAAAUGCUCAGUCCGUUAAGUGUCGUUAUAUAGAGUUUACACUGUAUUUAAAAAUGUUUUUAAGCAAUUGGCCAUGACUUUGGUAAGGACCUUCUCAAAAUUGUUUGAUUUUUUUUAAUACAUGUGCCUAAAAUUUUGGCUAUAUUUUUAGAACAUACCGUAUUUACUCGCAUAAUCGUCGCAGCAAUUUUACCAAAUUUUAUGGGAAAAAAAGUGAGGUGCGACCAAUAUGUGAUGAUAAAUAAAAUAAAAAAAAAUUAAGUAAAAUUUUGUAGUAAAUCGCUUGAAAAUGCUAAAUUAAAGAAGUUAAUAUCUAGGUACAUGGUACCUAUACGUAAUAUUUAUUUACAAUACGUACAUAAUAAACAAAACAACUUUUGGUUACAAGAAGUUUGGCAAAAUAAAAAUAUAGUAUAAACACAAAAUUGCGAAAAAAUCAAUUAACAAAAUACAUUUAUAAAACACAUUCAGUCUCAACACUAACCAAAGUUUAUCUAUUUAUUGUCUGAACUAGAUUCUGAUGCAUUAGAUUCAUUUGCCGGGACAUCAACGUCAUCUUAGUCGCCGCUGUUGUCACGUGUUAUUCAAGUUUUCUGUUUGUUUUCGCUAGUCAGGAACAAAUUUUUCACUUACUGAAAAUUCUCUUUCCGCGGCCUGAUUUCCGUGCUCUUCUGCAAUUGCGAUUACGCGCAACUUGAAAGCGGCAGUAUACGAAUUGUAUUUACCCAUAUUUUUACAAAAUGAACUUUCUCAAACUCUGCAAUUACCGGUACUUUCCACUCCAACGCAAACGAGAUAAAACAAUGGCAUCACAGCAUUUUAUCUUCCGCACACAUUCCUUCCUCCCACACAGCCAAUAAGGACAUGCCGCUCAAGGUUGGACCAAUGAUAAGCCCCACACGCCACGUGAAAGCAGGCUGUUCCAUUGUGUUUUCGGCUGUUCCAUUCGCGCCACACGCCACAUGAAAGCAGGCUGUUCCUUUGUGUUUACGGCUGAUCCAUUCGCGUGUCGCGCCCCAGUCGCCGUCAAUAAAUAAGGGUGCGACGAUUAUGGGAAGAAUCUUAAAUACCAAAUUCAUUACCUCAAACAAUAGGUGCGACGAUUAAGCGAUGGCGGCGAUUAUUUGAGUAAAUACGGUACUUUAAGUAUGUAUCUUAUUAUUGUUUGUAUUGGUAAUUAGUUAAAUUGGAUUUUUGUUCACAACAUUUUAAGAGAUUCACUUUCUUCAUUAACACAUUUAAAAAUGUAUAAUUGCUUUGGUUAUACUGUAGUGUAACUUGAAAAUUUCUAUAAUUUGAGGGUAUUUUUUUAUUUUUAUUAUUUUUUUUUGUUUGAGUUUUACCCUACAAAUUGUAAUUAUAAUUAAAAGCUUAUGUUUGGCUAGGAUUUUUUUGUUUGUACUUCUUUAGCUUUCUUUCAUUUCUCCAAAGCUUCGCAGGAUUUAGCUAAAGAAUUUAAAAUUUGAGCUCACACACACAUGGUAAAUGUUUCAAAUAAUCUGAAUGUUUUUAAGUUGAAAAUUUGUGCUAUAUUGUGAUGGUACAGAAGAAAAUUUAUUUAAAUAGAUGAUAAAUUGUAUUGUUUGAAAAGAAAGUAUUGGUACUAGUAAUGUAUAAUAAGGUUUAAUAAAGUUUACAUAAUUUGGAAUCAGGUCUUACUUGCCAGUCGGUUUGUGUACGGGCACUUCCAAAUCAUGAGAUGACUUUUGUGUAAGAGAAUUUCCAAAAUUUGAGUUAAGAUUAGAAAGGAUUCUGUUCUAGUUUAAGUAAAUUAUUUAUUUUUCUAUUUGUGAUUUUACAUGUAUUUGUUUGCAAAUUUUUUACAUUUUCGAUUACUCAAAAGUAUAUGAGUAACAUGAUUCACAUGGAGCUGUAAAAUGAAAUACAUAAUAAAUUAAAAAUUUCAGUAAGGUAAUAUUUUAUGUAUGUGUACAUGCACCAUUAUGGGUUUUAGUAUGUAUUGUGCAAAGGGGGAAGGAUACGAAGUAGUUGAUAGUAAGCUUGAGAAUUGCAAAGAAAGGGAUGAGGCUGUUAGCCGGGAACAAUACAGAAAUUUAAAUUAAGUUCUGUUUAGAAAACAAAGAUUAUUAUGCUAGCAUAUAGUAUUUACUAGCAGGGCAGUUGAGAAAAACUAAGGGCCCGGGGGCAAAUAAUGAUUUCGGCCCUUGUCUCUCCAUUACUUAAUGUACAAAUUUUUCAACCCCAUACAUCUAAAGACUGAAAUUUUUGUGGCCAUAACUAUAAAUAUGAUCCGAAUAAAACUGAAUAACUUGUAAUUAAUAUUUUAGAACAUAAUCGGGCCCUCUUGAUGCUUGCUCCCCAGUAAUUUUCCCACUCCCACCCCUAACUUCCUCACGGUGGCUCUGUUUACUAGUAACUGAAUGAUAGUCUGCAACUUGUGUGUUUAACUGACAGUUUUUCUUCAUCAGAUAUUUUUGCCUCUAAACAAUUCAAACUCCAUACCGUUCAAUUUUGCGUAAGAUACCAUUGUCCUUGGAACUCUUGGAAACUCUCUCUUCUAAAGUCCGGGUGUAGUGGUUGAUCGGAGUGGGCGACAAGAGCAGAUGAACUAGUUUUACUUGUGAACUGCACCGCUGAAGGAACCCCUCAGUUUCUGUAGCAGUGCCAACUGCCAAGGUCAGGUACAGGCUCAUUUUGCAAUUUUGGCAGCAUUUACAUCUGGCAACUCUAAAUUUUCUCUCUUCUUAUCUUGCAGGGGUCUGUGGGUAUUUAAAAAUUUGAAUUCACAUUGAAUAAUUUGAUAUGUGAUAGUACUGAUAGUCAUUAGAUACAGCAAAGGGAACUCAGUAGAUUUAGUCAUAAAUUUUUAUUCUUUUCUGCAACAUACUAGUACAUAAAUGCUUUUUUAUUUUAUAUGUAAAAGAUAAUCUGUGAUUAUUCUUGUACCUUGAAGUCUAUCUCUCUUUUUUGAGUAUUUUUCUCGAUUUUUGCAUCAAUUUUUCUUGGACAACAAAUAAUUGUGAAAAACAUAGUUUCACUGUAAGUUUUACAUUUAGUUUAAAUUUUAAAAUUAGUUUGUGAAAAGUUUAUCACCCAGUCUUGAACUACUUAAAUUUCCUCGCUCAUUCCAAAGUAUGUACUAUCACUGAACCAUAUGUUUACAGCCAGUUGGAUGGACUUGGGAAGGUGUCGGUUAUCCUUGCAAUGUGGCUGUCAGAAUUGAGAGGUCUCAGACUAAAUAUCCGUGGGCAAUACCUGCCUUCAAAGUCCCAGCUUCCAAAAGAUAGGGCCACCUUUGCCACUUGCACAAACCUAAAAAAAAUCCUGUCUUUUCUUAUAUUUACCUCAUUGUGUUUGGUCAGCCAAGUUCUCGUUAAGGUUUGCCUUGUUAAGAUGGACAUAAACACUUUCUUACGGGUGAGCAGAGGCACAUGGUAUCGUUAAUAUCGUCAGUCCAGUCAGCGCGAAUAAGUGGGGCAUAGCUUCACGUUCACAUGGUCAGGCGUAAUUGUGACACGCGGGAAUGAACUAGGAACUUAUCAACAUUGCUGCAGAUCCGUGGUUACAAAUACAGAGCCACCAACAGAGACGGGGCUUUCUCCACCUCUGGUGACAAACCAACGUAACUCAGACUGAGCUGCGGUCCCUCUCGUCUUGUCUAAAGGCUUGCCGCGGGCAUGAACCCACACUCCAAUGUGAGAGACUAACAAGGUGUGAUAUGGAGGCGGAUAGGGUAUUGCAUUAUUAAACUCAUAUUGUACAUACUUUUUACAUUGAUAGUACUGGGUGAUGACUUGUUAUGGUUAAUGUUUUAUGGAUGAAGAAACUUGGCAACUAAAAUAAACUCACAGCCUUUGCAACAGUCAUGGCCUUUGAUUUAUCCCCAAGAUCUCUGAAAGUUAAGAGUUACUGUGCGGCUAGUCGGCUGAGAACCAAUGAUAAGCUGUAAAUUAAAAUUGUUAAAUUAAAAUUAUUAUGUACUUAUUUUAACAAGUCCAUUACUUUUCAAGUGUAUGCCGAAAAUUUACACAGUGCAGUAAAAUUUACUACGUAUAUUCUUGCAAUAUCAUCUCGAUAUGCUCUUGUGUAAAAAGCUUUUGCACCCAUUGAGGUUUUGACAAUUAUUGAGGAUUCAAUCUUCAGAUUUUUACCCGCAUAUGGAUCACAGAUUUUAUGCAGGUUUUUCGUUUAAUAAAAUAUACUGCUACCCAUAUGCAAAAAUGUUCUUUUGGGUUUUUAAUAAAUAUGUCAUGAGUAAAUAUGAAAUGUUUUAGUUAAAAUAUCUCAGCAGUGAGUGUAAGGCAUUAUGAACAGCGCUGUUAAGCCAGGUCUGCUGGUGUUCGGGAACAGGUAGAAUCUAAAAAUAAACCAGCCAGAGGGAGACAGAGUGGGAGGAAGUGCGUGCCUGUGUGAGUGCUGGUGGUCAUGCAGCAGUGUUUAUGGUUCUUCCCCCCCCCCCCCCCUUCUUACUUGUUGAACUGGGGGCACCGUACACAAUUAUCAUGUCUAUCUCGGUAGGUUUUUGUGUGAGAUUUCCUACGCUUUCUACUGGAGCAUUUCAUUCAUGACAAAACUGCUGUAAAGGGCAUGCUUGUUUUUAUUGAAUUAACUGACAAAGUAAAAUUUACAAGGAAAUAGACUGCAGGCUUUUCUCUUUUGGAGAAGUCGGGAAGGGAAAAACAGGUACUAAAAUUAGCAUUCUAUUCCUUUGUAAUUUUUUGUUAGUUAGUGCUAGUUUGAAGGGGGAGGGGGGAGGAAGGGUCAUAAAGAUUGAAGAUGGGAAAGAUGAAGGAGAUCAGUACUGUUUCUUACUGGGAUAUGGACCAUAAAGAAUUCAAUUGUAUCCUACUGGAGACAGUUUUUUGGCGCAUCUCAUAUUCGAGGGUGACCCUUACAAGAGAUAAUGUUAGAUUUUUUUGCCCAAAACUAAGGGUGCAACCCAUAGAAAGGGGAGACUCUUCUGCGGGUACCUUUUCCCCAACCUGAAUGUGAAGUGCUUUAGACUAUCUGAAGUUUUUGGGCAAUCAGAGACCAAUUUUCUCCCAACUAGCUGGGCUGUUUGGCCAUUUGGCCACAUGAUUGACUCAUCUGUUCUGCCAAUCAGGGACAAUCUCUUUGUUGUCUACUCUCUCUUAGUUUGGAGCUUUUGAAGAGAAAGAUUUGGAUUUUGCUUGAUUAAUGCCUAUCUUUAGUGUCCACAUUUUCAUAAUAUAUUAAUUUUUAUAUUGUAACUUUUUUUACAAUUGUUAUUGUUAUAGUGGAGGACAAAUUAUUGUUUACAAAAUCUGUUGAUCUCGGUAAUGACUUGUCUUGUAGUUUGCAAUAUUAAGUUUGGGUAUUUACUAUGUAUCUUUUAAUUAGUGUAAUUCACUGCUAUGGUUGACUGCAGAUUUUUAAUUGUUGAUCAUUUCUUGAAUCAUGAUUAUAGUUUGGCUGCAGUCUGCCCUUAUCUUUUAUCUAUGCCAUGGUGCUUUCAGUCUUGUCUAUAGGGUUGAAUUGCUGAGAAGUCGUACCAGUGGAUCAAAGAUUUUUAUAGAAGCAAGACUUUGGAUGGUUUCACAACUUCAUUUGUUGUCAAUUUUUUGCAGCAGUUAGCUUGCAGGGCAGCUUUCAGGUAUUUUCUGAUCCUCGAACUUGGUAUUUGGUGACCAAAGUGACAGUGUAUUUUUUUCAUCUGUGAUCGGUGAUGGUGGGUUGAAUUAAUUUACCUUUUCUUAAUGUGUGUUUUUACCAAAACGUGUGUCUACAAAAAAUGUAGCUUUAUGUUUUAUUUCCGCUUCCAUGAUGUACUGCUGUCGAUGGGGGCUGUAGUUAGAGCUUCCAAAUCUUAAAAUGGUCUUACCCGUAGUACUUAUUACAGAAGUGUCAACAACAAUAUUAAUAACCUGCCAUUAAUUUUGCUCUUAUUCUUCACAUAGAGCUGUUAGCAGUUUACUUUUAUUUUUCUCCAUAUUUUGUCAGAACUGGAAUGCUGAAAGAUUGUUUUGUACUAUUUAUAUUUUAUAGUCAUUUAAAAACUGUUAUCUGUUGGUGUAUAAAGGUUGUGAUAAUAUUAUUUAUAACUCUACAUCAUUUAAAUAUAACAUCAUUCUGUUACAGUGCAAGUUAAUUGAAAUUUUGUUAACUAAUCAUUGCAUGUAUAUAGUGUAAAAAAUAUGUAGGUAUAUUGUAAUUAUGGUUUCAAUGUUUUCUCUGAUUCCAUGUGUCAUUAAAUUUUUUAAUUAAUAAAUACAUAUUUGAUA
This is a messenger RNA of Bacillus rossius redtenbacheri, 11653 nucleotides long. RefSeq names its product zinc finger CCCH-type with G patch domain-containing protein. Gene Ontology annotation, biological process: negative regulation of transcription by RNA polymerase II. Gene Ontology annotation, molecular function: RNA polymerase II cis-regulatory region sequence-specific DNA binding; DNA-binding transcription repressor activity, RNA polymerase II-specific; metal ion binding. Gene Ontology annotation, cellular component: nucleus. The coding region runs from base 125 to 1723 and encodes 532 amino acids. The record is from RefSeq and is a predicted model, not a curated record. Lineage: Eukaryota; Metazoa; Arthropoda; Insecta; Phasmatodea; Bacillidae. The transcript has 10 exons.